AUGGGCCCGGCAGUUCCCAUCGCUUCGGAGGCCCCGGAUAUCCACGCGACAGAAGCUCGCAGCGGAGCCAAGGACGAAGGCACGGGUACUUCACUCUCAUAUCAGGUGACCAGCAUCUGCAAGGAGCUGGGUAUCCCGCUGCGUGGCCCGAAUCCAGGUGCAGAGGAGUUGGGCCAGGCAUGCAAGGCCCUGGGCCUGAAGUUGGAUCUUCCCAUGUUGGAGAGCAUCAAGCAGUGCAGGGAGAAGAUCGGCCAAGGCACCAUUCACCUCCAGGAGAAGUUGAAGCGUGUGCAAGGAGCUCUUCCAUCAGAUACGGCGGAAAAGGAGUGGAGCUGCACGGCAGAGUCGUUGAAGAAGGCUGCGAAGACAUGUGGAAUCUCCGUCGGAUGGCGCACCCGGGACGACUGGCAUACAGUCAUGGACUUUUGCUCGGAGUUUCUUGGGAAGGCAGGGAAGGAGAAGCAGACCGAGCUUGCCAGCGAGGUGCAGAGCCUUCGAGACGAGCUGCAGAUUCGGAGCGAAGAACUCGCCACAGACUUCGCUGUCGUGCGCGAGGCGUGUGGCAUUCUUGGGAAGCCCUUCAAGGCGAGCCGCGGUACCACGCUCCUUCAGCAGGCAAAGGAGCUCAACAGGUUUGUGGGCAGUGCCCUGCCUUCCUUCGAGAAGAGCAGUGCUUUCAGGCUUCCUUUGAUGAAGAAGGUCGAGGUGCUCGAGCAGUGGUCUGGCCUAAAUGUAGCCGGUGGCAAGACCCUCCCCGAUCGCUUGGUGCACGUUUGCAAAAAGGUGGGGCGAAAAGAAGACAAGCCCACCUUGCAUCAGCGGGCCGACCGUUACCUGGCUCAAUCAACCGCUGCUGGGAUAGAAGUCGAGGAGCGGAGGUUUCGGGCGGAUUGCACAGACUUCGAAGGCAAGUUUCAGGCGGACGGCAAGCUCGCGGAUUGGCUCUUGAAGUUGGAGGUACUCGACGAGAAGUACAAGCAUGCCGGAUGGCAGGAGUCCUUCAACCGAGUCCAAAGCCGUUUCAUGGAAGUCUUUACAGAUCUCAUCGAGGAGCUCAGCGCUGCAGCCAAGGACUCCUCUUAUGAAGACUUCUUCGACAAGCUCCCAGCUGCUUUGUUCAUCUCCGGCACAGCCAUCGGAGCCGGCGAGACCAAAGGCAGUGCCUGGCCUCACAAAGAGCUUCGGCAGCAGCUCCAGAGGCUUCGCAAAGCUUUGAACGAUGCCCAUAACGUUCUGGGUGGCCAAGACGCUGCGGCAGCAGAGAACGCAAAGAAUCUCUAUCGUCCAAUGAAGGCUGCUGCAGACAAGCAACCGACUUUGCAGGGUCUGUUUAAGGAUCUAUGUUUCGACUAUGAGGAGGAGUUCAAGAAGCAUGACAAGGAUGAGGCCUGGUUGAAGGAGCAGAUGAAGAAGCUGACCAUGGCCAGGGAGAGCAUCACGGAGGCGCUGAAGGAGGACACCCCGGGAGAGUUGGCGCGUCACUUGGAUGGCUUCUGGAGGUUGGCCGAAGACAUUCCGGAGCAGGCCUUCGACCAGAUGGAAGCGGUUCAUGCUGACUUGCUCCAGUACAUGCAGAGCAAGCGCUGCUGCCUCGACGAGCACAUCGACAAGGUAGAGCUGAAGGAGGCUUCAGACUGCCUGCUGCAGCUUGAGCGGGUGAGCGGGCUCCUUGAUGAAGGCUGGAGGCGAAAGGUGGAGUGCCUGGGGCAGCGCUUGACCACGCCCAUGGAGAAAGCGACCCAGAUCCUAUCUGAGCUUGCGAAGUUGGAGCAUUUGCGCGACGAGCUUUCCCCUAAAGCCAGGAGCAUCUUGCAGAGCAAGGUCGAGGAGUGGACGAAAUCAGGCUCAGACCAGUACUCCGACCUAGCUCAGCUCUUUGAUCAGUUUGCACACCUUUCCGGCCUCGGUAGGAAGAGCACCUCCCACAAGCUCCCACCGGAGUGGUGCAAGAAGGUGGUGGAGAGGCAACGCCGGCUGGAAGUUGAGUCUCGGAGGUCGUGGGAAGAUGGAGAGGUGCCUUUCAAGGUUCUGAGCGAGCUUGUAUCCAUGGAGGAGAGCCUUCGAAACCACAUCCCAGAGCUUGGAAGCAAGCGUGCUGAAUGGAAGACCUCUGUGAAGAAUGUAUUGAGGAGCAAUAGCGAGCUUGCCGAGCGCAGUUUGAAGAAGUGGCGCCAGGACAAGACAGGUGAGAUCCUUGUUGUCGACCUUGCCAAGUCCCUCAUCAAGUUGACCGAGCUCUUUUUGAACCUUCCUCGGAGUGCUUUCGAAGAUGCCAUGCAGGAUGCACAGAGCUAUGUCGCUAAGAUCUUGGAGGCGUGCUCAGAUUGCCCCCGGUUCUACGUCCUGAUCUGUAAGCUGGGGGAAGCCCUGCAAAGCGAGGGUUUGACGACUGCGGAUAGGACAACCGGCGCCUGGAUUUUCAAGCACUACCCGCAGUUCCGUGAGUGGCGAACAAGGGACUUCAAUCGGAGGGCCAUGACGAAGUCGAAGGCGGACAUCCUGAAGGAGUGGAGCCUGCCCCAGGCUGACCAAAAGGCACUCGACGAAGGAUACGACAUGUACAACACGGUCCACGACCAGAUCUUAGAUCGCUGGGAGAGCGGAACUUCACUUGAAGAGCUUGCAGCAGAAACGAUCGAACUGGCUCGCAGCAUGCAAUCGAGCUCUGCUAAAUGGACAAAAUCAUCAAAGCGGGUGGUGUGUCAACUUUUGGGUCAUGUUUCUGCGAUGUACAGCAUGACUACAUGCGGUGAUGCAUACAUGCACUUCAAGGAGAAUCCUGAGGCAGCCUUUGAUGGACAGGUGGAGGGCCGGCAGCUACUGAAGCGACUGCAUCCCAGCCAGGUGUUCGCCUGUCUUCGCUUGCUCGGCUGCAACAGUGCAGGAGAACUUCGCAGCCAUCUGAUGCAGGUGAGAACUGGCGAGGGCAAGUCCAUUAUUCUUGGUUGCCUUGCAUGUGUGCUCGGCCUGCUCGGGAAGAAAGUGAGUGUAGUCUGCUACUCCCUGUACUUGAGCCAGCGGGAUCAACAGGAAUUUCUCCAGCUCUUCGAGUUCUUUCAACUGCAAGACGUCAUUACCUAUGACACGAUCAUCGGCUAUGUUGAGAAGAAGGUUCCUGACAUGCGCCGGCACACAGAAAACCUCUUGUCCACGGAGGAGUGCAGCGACAGCACUUUGCCCGGAAGAAUUUCAGAGGACCCUGAGGAAGUCUUGCUUGUGGAUGAGGUGGACGUGUUCUUCGGCGAGGGCUUCCUUGGUGAUACCUUCAACCAAGUUGCCCAGGUGGAGGCUUACGACCUGCUGAAGCGUGUGUGGGAUCUGAGAGACUGCGACCCAAGCUGCUUGCCGGAAGAAGUGAAGAAGAGCGCGGAGUAUGGCAACUUGAAGCAGCGGCUGGGCUCUCAGUGGGAGUUCGUGGUCAAGGGCGAGGUUGAACGGAUGUGUGCGCAGCUUCAUGAGUUCCAGACUUCUGGUCAGCCGCAACCCUGCCACUUCGACGAAGACGAACAGAGGAUUGGCUAUCUCCAAAAUGACACCGUAAACUAUGACGUUUCCUUUGGCUACAUGACCAUUUUUGAAUACCUGAGGCUUAAUCAACAGGGUCGGCUCUGCGACGAUUCGCUGAAGAAAGUCUUGAAGCUUCAGGUCCUCUGUGCUCGGUAUUCCUAUGCGAAUUUUGGUCUUCCCAACACCAUCCUCGGUGUCUCCGGCACGGUGGGUGAUUUGACCGCUGACAAGCGCGAAAUUCUGCAAGAAACGUUCGGCAUUGAUCCCCACGAGCACAGCCUCAUGCCGUCGGUUUUCGGAGAGUCAAACCUGCGCUUUUUGGACAGCACUGGCCGGCCGAUCCUGAUCUGCGAUGACAAUGACCUUCACCUGGAGAUUGCCAAGGCCAUUAUCAAGCAGCUGGACGAGGGUCGGGCGGUGCUUGUCUUCUUUGAAGAUCAGAGGGCUCUUGACUCUUUCUUCGAGUCUGAGCAAUGCCGACAGCUUCGCUCGAAACUAGAGCGCCUGAGUGAGCUGACCUGUGCGGAUGAUCGGACCAAGAUCGUCUUCCACGCUGCGACUAAGGGGCACGUGACUCUCUGCACUUCUGCUUUCGGCCGUGGAACAGACUUCAUCAGCUCUGAUGUGCAGCUCAUUGACAACGGCGGCGUGCACGUGGUCCAGACGUUUUUUUCGGUGGAUAAGAGCGAGGAGACGCAAGUCAAGGGCCGCACUGCAAGGCAGGGUCAGCCUGGCAGUUACUCCAUGGUCCUCAGCAAGCAGCGCUUGCAGAAGCAAGGGAUGGAAAGCAUUCCGCAAGGAUCUCCGUCCGAGAUUUAUGAGGCCUUUGAGAAGUUCCGGGAGCUGCAAGGACGGGAGUGGAAGGUGCAGAUGGACCAAAAGCUACAGAGCGCGAAACAGUGGCACCAAACGACGCAGAAGUAUGGAAAGUCUGGAAGCCCGGAAGCCUUCAGGGCCCUGUACACAGCAUCGGUCGCGAGUGGACAGCGCAGGCGGAUCGUUUUUGUCGUUGAUGCUACCGGAUCUAUGGGCAGCUUGUGGGCCGGAGCUCGUCAAGCGAUCGAAACGGCCUUGUCCCGCCUCGAAGAGAUCGGUGGCGACUACGAGUUCAUGUGGAUUGCCUAUAGGGACUACUGUGAUGAAGACCUGAUGCAGAAGAGCUGUUGGACUGGCGACGCCGGCGAGUUGAAGCGGUUCAUGGAUGGUAUCGUUUGCUAUGGGGGAGGACGUAGGACAUUGGGGGAGGCGCUGGAGGUGGGAUUGGAGCAAGCCAGGCUCGAGCACGAGAAAGACCCCAUCUCAGGGGUCAUUGUGGUGGGCGACGAACCUGCCCGAGACGAGGUCACGCAGGAGGAAGACUUUGUGCAAGAGAUGCAAACUGACUUUCGCUUGGAGUCCCAGAAGCUCAGUGACCAGGGCAUCCCUGCUUUCUGUUUCCGGGUAGGCGACUGCCCUGAAACGAAGACGACCUUCGAGAUCAUUGCGGAGAUGACCGGCGGGGAGUUCCACGACCUGGACCCGCAGAGUGAAAGCUUGGUGCAAGCGAUCUGCACUUUCUCCUUGACGGCGGCGGGUGACACGGAGCUGCUGGCUGAGUACAAAAGGCGCUAUGAGAGUUGA
Molecule: messenger RNA, 5127 nt
Organism: Symbiodinium sp. CCMP2592
Lineage: Eukaryota; Dinophyceae; Suessiales; Symbiodiniaceae
Source: the annotation of a GenBank genome assembly